This is a messenger RNA of Corylus avellana, 2389 nucleotides long. The record is from RefSeq and is a predicted model, not a curated record. Lineage: Eukaryota; Viridiplantae; Streptophyta; Magnoliopsida; Fagales; Betulaceae.
AUUUGACUGCGUCAGAGUUUGCCAAUUGCCAGCUGAUAAAAUCUGAGUUUAGGUCAGUUCUCUGGUCUCCACUCUCCCCUGCCGACCGUGAUACAUAUCCUCAUUUUGGCUUGUGUAAAAGAAAAACAAACUACCUUGUUCGACUUUUCCUCCUGAAGAUCAAAAAGCUGGCAUGCACCACUCCGUAGCAAAUUUGAUAACGUUUGUAUAUAAAUCAUGCUGUGGAUUUGAUCCUCUCACACAUCUGGGUUUUGUGCUUGUGUGCAUAAGAGACUGAGAGAGAUAUAUGGAGGUCCAAAAAUUUUGUAAGUUCUUGUGUGCAUAUGUGAUGUUUUUGGUCUCUUCUUGAUUGCUGUAGUGUUGUUUAGUCGCUUUUAGUGUGAAUUUUAGUUGUCUAGAUUGUUUGUUGUUUUUGGAGAUCUGAAUUGUUUCCUCUCUGUAUUGAGAGUUUGAGGUUUUUGGAGUGUAAUUGCUGAUUUGAGUUCCGGUGGUCUGUCUAUUGAAAAGACUUUUGUAAAGUUGUGUUGCUAUAAAAUAAAAAAUAAAAAAUUAGAAAAGAGAUGGAGUUCCAAGAUUGUAGUCAAUGGCAUCACUUGAUCUUUUGUCAAGAGAUGGAAAACGAUGACCAGAAUGAUGUUGUUUGUUGGCUGUGCAAAGAACCAGUAUUGGGAUGUCCCGCCUACAAAUGCUUGGAAUGCAACUUCCUCCAACAUAAAUCGUGCAUCGGGCCAACACACACAAUAAAGAUGGAGGUGAAACAUAAUUUGAGGGAAAGACAUCACUUGAUGUUCAUAGAAGAGCUGAACAAUGGUGGGAAGGAGGAAGUUGUUUGCUUGGGAUGCGAGGAACCAGUAUUUGGUCCCGCUUACAAAUGCUCCAUACCUGAAUGCACCUUUCUCCUUCAUAAACCGUGCACUGAGCUACCCCACAUGAUACAGCACCCUGUGCACCCAGAGCACACCCUUACUCUUGGAGUGCCAUCAAUGAAUAAUUGUUGCGAUGUCUGCAGAUCAUUUUGCGGUGGAUCCCUCUUCUACCAAUGUUUCCCCUGCGAUUUUGAUGUUGACAUCAAAUGUGUUUCCCGUUGGCGAUUUAGUGAUGAAGAAUGCCGCCAACAUACACUCAUCCCCAUGCGGAAGCAGAUGCAGUUCACUUGCGAAGCUUGUGCAGAGGAAAGCAAGGGUAUCGCCUACUUAUGUAGCGUUUGCCGGGUCUUGAUUCAUCGUAAGUGUGAUCGAUUUCCACACACCAUUAAAACUUAUACGCAUGAUCACUCCCUUAUUCGCACCUAUUCUCUUCGUCAAGUUGAGAAGCAGGACAACGUAUUAUGUAAACUAUGUUAUAAAAAGGUGAAUACAGAGCAUGCAGCUUACUUUUGUCGGGAAUGCAGUUACAUUACUCACUUGAAUUGUGCAUAUUGGGUCCAAGAUUCUAGUUCAACCAUUGAGUCGGUGCCCACUAAUUCUGUUGGCUAUGAAUCUCAUUUGGUUCAUUUGGUGGAGGGAAUCAAUCUAACAGAGGAUGAAAAAGCUGGCCCUGGAGAGAUCAAACAUUUCAGCCAUCCACAACAUAACUUAUUCCUCAGCAAUGAAGAGCUUACAGAGUACAAGCGUUGUGAGGCAUGUAUGCAAUUUAUAAUCUCUAGCGCCACAUUUUACAGAUGUACCAAAUGCAACUUCUUCCUUCAUAAUAGAUGUGCUAAACUCCCCUCAAUGAUUAAGCGAGGGUUAUUUCACCAACAUCCACUAACACUCUUCCCACGAGCACCGCACACAGAUGGAUUGUUCCGGUGUCGAGCUUGUAGACGUCUUCGCCAUGGCUUCACCUAUAAAUGUGACGAAUGUGGAUGGUACAACUUAGACGUUCAGUGUUGUUUGAUUCCAGAAACCCUUAAAUAUGAAGCUCACCAACACUCUCUCUUCCUUGCUAUGAGUUCUUUCGAAACUUGCAGUGCUUGUGGUGAAGAUGGUGCGAAAUUCGUGUGCACUAAUUGCAAGUUCGCCAUGUGUUUUAGAUGUACAACUCUUCCACUCAUAGUUAGAUAUGAACAUGAUACACAUCUCCUAACGCUCUCCUCUACAUGUGAAGAUGAUUUUGAAGAAUAUUAUUGUCUAAUUUGUGAAGAAGAACGAGAUCCAGACUACUGGUUCUAUUACUGUGUAAAAUGUAAGUUCACUGCUCAUCCUCGAUGCAUUGUUGGGGGAGAAUCUGUCCAUUAAGUUUGGAAGAACUUAUUUAAAUGAAGAUCAUCAGCAUCCUCUUACUAUUGUCCAAAAGACUGAACAUUCCCAUCCAUGUGAUGUCUGUGAUGCCAAGAAGCAGAUUCAAACAUUUUCCUCCAAGGCAAUUGCAUCUAGCUUCUCAUCUACAAUACAUUGAUAUAGAUUAG